Molecule: messenger RNA, 1573 nt
Organism: Paramecium octaurelia
Lineage: Eukaryota; Ciliophora; Oligohymenophorea; Peniculida; Parameciidae
Source: the annotation of a GenBank genome assembly
AUGUCAUUGAAGGAUUUUUAGAUUCUGUAAGAGUUAGGUAACAAUUGAAGUUAUAAAUGAUUAGGUGAAGGAGCAUACUCAAAGGUAUAUAAAAUAAGGAGAAUCGCAGAUCAAUAGGAAUAUGCACUAAAAAAGGUUAGACUGCAGUCACUCUCUGAUAAAGAGAAAUAGAAUGCUCUAAACGAAGUGAGAAUUCUAGCAAGUGUUAGACAUGCAAAUGUCAUUCAAUACAAAGAAGCGUUUUUAGAAGAAUAGUCAUAAAUUUUAUGGUAACUUUCUCAAAAUAACUUUAUUAGCAUUGUAAUGGAAUAUGCAGAUGAUGGAGAUUUGUUCCAAAAAAUAAUAGAAUGUUAGAAAAAAGGAGUUCUCAUGUCUGAAAAGGAUAUAUGGAAUAUCUUCAUUUAAGUAUGCUGAAUAAUAUAUAACUAUAUCAGAUAGUAAAGGGACUCAAAGCCUUGCAUGACAUGAAAAUAUACCAUAGGGAUUUAAAAUCCGCAAAUGUAUUUAUGAAUAGUGAUGGAACUGUUAAAUUGGGAGACAUGAAUGUGUCUAAAGUUGCCAAGAAAAUACUACUCUACACUCAAACUGGAACACCUUACUACGCAUCUCCAGAAGUGUGGAAAGAUCAGCCCUACGAUUCCAAAUCCGACAUAUGGUCUUUGGGUUGUGUGUUGUAUGAAAUGACCACUCUCAAGCCUCCCUUCAGAGCAGAAGAUAUGAGUGGCCUCUAUAAGAAGGUCGUCAAAGGAUACUACCCUAAGAUCCCCACCAUUUAUAGUUAAGACCUAAGCAAUGUGAUUAGAGCACUCUUGCAAGUCUAGCCUCAUCUGAGACCAAGUUGUGAUAAGAUCUUGUAAUUGCAGGCGAUUGUGAACAGAUUGGAUGAUAAGAUACUGGUUGAAGAGGAAGGAGCCAAAUUCCUAUUGCAGACUAUAAGAGUUCCCAGAAAUAUGCACUAUCUUACUGAUAGACUACCAAAACCAAAUUAUAAUCCUAUUAGAAUGACAAAAGUAGAUAAAUAUUAGUUUAUUUAAACUUUGGCUGUGUAGAAACAACAUUUAGAAAACUUUGAAGAAAAUCACUCUUUGAAUAUUGACUUCUUGCCACGAUUGAACAAUAAAAGAGUAGAUGACAGUCAUGAGAAUUCAGUGUUAUCGAAAAACAAUAAGAAAGUCGAUGAUUCCUAACUCGAGAUACACUAAAGUAAUGCAGGCAAAAAUAAUCAAUUGGCUUUGAUUUACAACCCUCCAGUCAAGAAGAUCGGCAGGAUUUCUAAUAAGCCAUCUAAAGUGGAUCCUCUGAAAUAGCCAAAGAAAUUAGACAUCGAAGGGGAAUCAAAGCCUUUAAUAAUCAAAAGGUAUAGUGAUAAAAUUGAUUGAAUAGUACCAAACAUGGAACUGAAGAGAGAGCACCAUUAUUACCUCUUUUGCCAAGCAUUAAGAAGGAGCCUCCAAAAUUAGAAGAAGAAUAGUAACUCAAAAGAAUCAAAUAAACUGAAGAAUUAAUCCAACAAUUAAAGGAGAGAUAACAAAAAUAGAGGAGAAAACAGAAAUUAAGAAACCUUGAUAAUUGA